Messenger RNA from Cooperia oncophora, 558 nucleotides. NCBI's taxonomy places the organism in Eukaryota, Metazoa, Nematoda, Chromadorea, Rhabditida, Trichostrongylidae. The record is from the annotation of a GenBank genome assembly.
AUGAUACACUAUACCGACAGCGUCCUUUUUGCUGUUUCAAAGCAGUCUGAAGUGCGAAGUGCAGUUCACUUUGGUCUGAGCGCUGUGCGAUUGGAGUUCUCAAUAGUGAAAGGUGCAUGUGAAUGGCGACCACUGGGAUUUGUGCCACUUUCACGUCGAGCUGCUCGUCUUCCAUCCUGUCUAAUCAUCAAUGAACGUGGUUUAAUACGGGUUGUACAGAGUUCGAAUAGUCCGCUUGAAAACGUCGCUGCUGAAUUUCUCUUCCGAAUUCCUAAUUUUUCUCUCGUUUCAAUACAACAUGUGGCCAAACUUUGCUCCAUUGAUGCUCCGCAGCUUCAGCGCAGUGUAAUUCCAACCUUGCUGUCAGCACGUCGAGGAAAGGCUCUAUCGCCACUUGAUCUUUCCCGUCUACUUUCGAUGGCCAAAACUGCUGAGGUGGAAAUGGAGAACCUGGUAGAUUUGUUCGCCACCUAUCAGCAAGAGGAACAGCUGUUGCCCGAGGUUAGCUUUUCAGUAACCCCGUUUUUUGUUUUGAAUGCAUGCUACAAAAGCAAUUAA